Impatiens glandulifera is the source of this 2867-nucleotide messenger RNA. RefSeq names its product protein BREAST CANCER SUSCEPTIBILITY 1 homolog. The transcript has 16 exons. The record is from RefSeq and is a predicted model, not a curated record. Gene Ontology annotation, molecular function: ubiquitin-protein transferase activity. Lineage: Eukaryota; Viridiplantae; Streptophyta; Magnoliopsida; Ericales; Balsaminaceae. Gene Ontology annotation, biological process: double-strand break repair via homologous recombination; negative regulation of fatty acid biosynthetic process; positive regulation of transcription by RNA polymerase II. The coding region runs from base 1 to 2655 and encodes 884 amino acids. Gene Ontology annotation, cellular component: plasma membrane; BRCA1-BARD1 complex; BRCA1-A complex.
AUGGAAGAUUUCUCAAACUUGGAGAAAAUGGGCAGAGAACUGAAAUGCCCUAUCUGUUUAAGUCUCUUGACGUCGUCUGUUUCACUUGUAUGCAACCAUGUCUUUUGCAAUACAUGUAUUCAGAAAUCCAUGAAAUCAGCUUCAGAUUGUCCAAUCUGUAAACUCCCAUUUCAUCGCAGAGAGAUUCGUCCUGCUCCUCAUAUGGAUACCCUGGUCAGCAUUUACAAGAGCAUGGAAGUUUCUUCUGGAGUUAACAUAUUCAGCACACAAAUUGCGCCUUCCUCCAAAGAGUUGGAACAAGAACCACAGAAUGGGAAAAGUUGCCAGACUGAACCAAUAAAACAAAGGAAAGCAAAAGGAAAAAGUGCUAAAUGGUCUAUGAGUGCUAGUCCAAAAAUUUCAAAAUCUUUAAUGAAUAGACCAUCAUUUCCCACCAAGAAAAGAAUUCAGGUUACAAAACAUCAUAUUCCAGAAACUCCCAAGGUGGUAGCUGAAAGUUCUAAUGGAUUGAGGGGAAAGUCUGUCCUUGAUGGCGAGGGAGAAACAGGAUUAGCACCAUUUUUUUGGUUGAGAGAAGAAGAGGAUGUUGAAAAGUUAACUCAACAGACAGAUGAUGAUACCAUCUUUGGAACACCACCAUGUGCCCCUUGUUUCAGUGAUAUUAAGGACUCAGAUGACGACGUUCCUGAUGAUUUGGCUCUACAGGAUGAAGCUGAUUGUGAAGUAAAUAAUGAAAAUUAUGUAGACAGUGAGAUGUUUGAAUGGACACAAAGACCUUGUUCACCUGAACUGGGUUCCAGUCCACUGAAAACACAGAUCAAAUCAUCCUCUCAGACAUUGGCUACUUCUGUUGAAAAAGAAAAUGAGAAGAUAAGUGUACCCACUCUAUCAACCCAAAGAACUGGAACUAAAAAUAGGAUCAAUGAAGCUAUUGAAUCUUCUAAGAGUGGGAAGGGGAGACGUGGAAGACCUUCCAAGAAGCAAGUGAAGGGGACAAAGGUUCAAGGUUUUGAAGUUCAUGUUGAUUUAUCAGAUAAAACUGAAAAUCCUCUUCAUAGUGAUAAUAACAAGGGUAGUUCUAUCCAUUUGAAGGAAAGGACAUGCAUGAGAAACAGCUUCGAGUGUGACAUCAAUGGUGGGAAUCAAAACACAACAGAGAACUCUACUUUGCCUGAAAAUUUCACCAGGAUAUCAAAAAAGAAGAAUUUGUUGAUGAAAAACUCAGAAAAUAUUGAAGGUAAUGCGACCCAUCCAGAACAUGGUCAUGGUUCAAGAUGUUCAAAAAAACGCAGGACUUCUGACUGUAGUAACCCAAAAGUGGGGUUGGCUAAAGAUGCUCUAACUGAUGCUGACAAUUCUGCAAAAUUAAACCAAACUAUGGGAAAAGUGCAAAAUGAUACUGAAAUAAAAGUUCUGCAAAAUUCAUCAGACAAGGAGAUUGCCACCAACAUAUCUAAUACAGCUGCUAUACUUAAAUGUGACAAUGUUCCACCCAAAGUUGAGUGUGGUUUUUGUCAUUCUGCUGAGGAGACUGAGUUUUCAGGAGUGAUGGUUCAUUACUUAGACGGGAAGCCUGUUGAUGUAGACCAUAAUAGUGGAUCAAAAGCCAUACAUGCACACAGAAACUGCACAGAAUGGGCCCCAAAUGUCUACUUUGAGGAUGAUAAAGCUAUUAAUUUAGUGGCUGAAUUAGCUAGGAGCCGAAGAAUCAAAUGUUCUUUCUGUGGUAUUCGAGGAGCUGCUCUUGGUUGUUAUGACAAGAGUUGUCGCAAGAGCUUUCAUGUUCCUUGUGCAAAACUGACCACGCAAUGUCGAUGGGAUAGUAAUAACUUUGUGAUGCUUUGUCCUCUUCAUGCCUCUGCCAAACUUCCCUGUGAAUUAUCUGACUCUCAAGUAAAGAAAAUAAGCAAAAGUACUCCCAAAAGAAUAUGUGAAGUUCGUCAUCAAGAACCUGUGGUUGAGAAUAGUGACAGUAAUUGGCAUUGGGGAUCAUCUAAGAGAUACGUUAUCUGUAGUUCAGCUUUAACCAAUGUGGAUAAACAACUUGUUUCUGAGUUUGAGAGGAUAUCAGGCAUACAAAUAAUGAAGAAUUGGGAUCCCACUGUUACCCAUAUCAUUGCAUCUGCUGAUGAAAAUGGAGCUUGCAAAAGGACACUCAAAAUUUUGAUGGGUAUUUUGGAGGGAAAGUGGAUUUUAAAAGCAGAAUGGAUUAAAGCUUGUUUGGAAGCAAUGCAACCUGUUGAUGAACAUCUUUAUGAAAUUAACUGUGAUGUUCAUGGAAUCAAGGAUGGUCCUCAACUUGGAAGAUUGCGAGUCUCAACCAAUCAAUCAAAGCCAUUUGAGGGAUGCAAGUUCUUCUUGGCUGGAGAAUACACAACAUCUUACAAAGGGUAUCUUCAAGAUCUUGUUGCUGCAGCUGGAGGUGUGGUUUUGCAAAGGAAGCCCAUUUCGAGUUCUACUAGUUUUUCAUCAACAUUCAUUGUUUACAGCCUUGAGCUUCCUGAAAAGUGCAAUCCUAUAAAGAAAAACAUGAUAUUUAACAGAAGAAAGACAGAUGCAGAAGCCAUUGCAAAUUCUACUGGAUCCAUUGUGGUAAGCAAUUCAUGGGUUUUGAACUCUAUUGCUGGUUGCAAAAUUAGACCCCUCACAGGAUAGAUAGAUUUGGUUUAAAUUAUUUUUGGUUAGGAAACUUAUAUGCUUUCAAUUUGGAUCUCAUAGGUAACUUGCUAUAAUUUCAUCCUAUUUUGUAAGUUAAUUGAAUUCAAUUUUUGCUCUUGUAUGUUUAUACUGAUUUUCAAUCAUUUGAGACAUUUUGUUAUUGAAGAAAUUUUCAAAUGUUUUGUAAUUUAUUUCUUACCCUUUUCAGA